AUGUAUUGUUUCAGUAAUCUUUUAUAUUGCACAUACAGGCGUAGUAAAACACAAAUGCAAAACUAGGCUUUUAUCAAAUCAAUGCAUUUGGGAUGCAGCUACGGUCUAUUACGGCUUCCUUAUCAUCCACAAUUUAAUGGUGAUGGACCUAGCUCAGCAUCAACCUCGUAAACCUUGUUAGUACCGAGAGAGUGCCGGUUGGUAUAAACAAACCAUAAACCGUGCGUGACGUCAUGACCCGUAAUAAGCCGAAGCUCAGUUGUGUCUCAGAGCAGUCGGUGACUCCAGCUAUGUCGAGAUCUGUGACAGUCAUCGUCUCAGUCCUGUUACUGUUUCAGCUGGAACUGUUGUCUCCAGCAGAAUGCAGCAUCUUGAAAAGUCAGAGGUUUCCAAUUCGAAUCUGCAUGUUUUGGUCUUUCCAGUGCAAUGAACAGAACCCGUGCUGUGGCCACUACAGUUGUAUCGACGGGUUCUGCCGAAAGGUGGCGGAAAAGGAUUCUAAAUACAGCAUGAAGACUAAACUGCAGGUUCAGGAAACAUUAAAAUCCGAUUAAUAUGCGAUGUAAUAGUCACUUGAUCUGCUAAGACUGUUAGUCUUUUGAGAUGUGAAAUGCUUCUGGUAAUAAAUAUUUGUUUAAUAAAUAUUUAAAUAUUAA
Homalodisca vitripennis (glassy-winged sharpshooter) is the source of this 656-nucleotide messenger RNA. RefSeq lists its product as uncharacterized. The coding region runs from base 234 to 554 and encodes 106 amino acids. The record is from RefSeq and is a predicted model, not a curated record. The transcript has 2 exons. NCBI's taxonomy places the organism in Eukaryota, Metazoa, Arthropoda, Insecta, Hemiptera, Cicadellidae.